Molecule: messenger RNA, 439 nt
Organism: Kickxella alabastrina
Lineage: Eukaryota; Fungi; Kickxellomycota; Kickxellomycetes; Kickxellales; Kickxellaceae
Exons: 1
Coding region: 86-313 (75 amino acids)
Source: RefSeq, a predicted model, not a curated record
UCGGUGACGGAUCCCGACAUCUGGUCGUUGCUCUUUGCUGAUCCUGCGUCAACCCACUGCUGCUGCUGUCGCUGCUGGGUAGAUCAUGUGUUGCUGCUGCUGCUGGUGGCUGAUACGGGCGCUGUUGGUACUGGUUAUUAUGCACACCGUAGUGCGGCUGCGCGUACUGCUGGAGCGGUGCGCCUGUGGCGGCGAUGUAACAGAUGUGUACGUGUAUGCAGUUGACUCUGCUGUCGAAAAGACCUGGAUAUCGUAUGCUGGGGUUUGCUGGGGCGCCUGUCUGGGAUCCACCGCCACCAAGCCAUUAGCAUAACUACCAGCAUAGUGGCGAUGGCCGCCAUGCUGGUUUUGCUGCUGCUGCAUGUACCCGGGAGAAGUAAAUGCCGACGGGAGAUGGCCCUCGCCUGCGCGUGCCGGACGCUUCCCGUGCUGCUGCCGU